UUUCUUAUUUUCUUUCGUUCCUUCCGCUCUCCGCUAUUUCCAGGCGUUUGUUUCCGCGAGAAGAAAGAGAAAAAUAUAUAUAUAUAUAAGGCAACACUCCCAUAACCCAAUUAUUCUUCACCACCACCCAUUCUUUCUUCUUUGAGUUCUUCUAUUCUUUGUUUAGAUAGUUAGAUCUUUUCCUCCAUCUCGGUGUCGCGAAGACAUCCGAGCGUUUCUCCGGCAAAUCGCCGUUGGAUUCUGAAAUGGCGGCGGCGGAAUGAUCUGAUCUCGCGCGAGAUCUGAUCUCCCUCUAAAAUUACCGUACUGAUUGGACAAGAGUAGGAGAGGGGGUCGGUGUCUGUCGAGAGAAGAUGAUGCCGAUGAGGAGGAUGGGCGCGUCGCCGGCGAAGGCGAAGGCGAAGGUGAAGGCGAAGGCGGCCUUCGUCCCGAUGAAAGGAUCCCCGGUCGCCUCGGUGGAGGAGUGGGAGGUCCGGCCCAGCGGGAUGCUGGUCCAGAAGCGAGACCCUGACUCCGCCCCCUCCCUCGCCCCUACGAUCCGCGUCCGCGUCAAGUACGGCGCCGCCUACCAUGAGAUCUAUCUCAGCUCCCAAGCCACCUUCGGGGAAUUGAAGAAGCUGCUGUCGUCGAGGACCGGGCUGCAUCCAGAGGACCAGAAACUGAUAUACAAGGACAAGGUGAGAGGCUCCAAAGCCUAUCUGGACCUCUCCGGCGUGAAGGACGGGUCCAAGAUGGUGUUGGUGGAGGACGCGGCCGCACAGGCGAGGCGCUUCCUGGAAAUGCGCCGCCAGGCCAAGAUCGAGAAGGCCUCCAAUUUCAUCUCCCAGAUCAGCCUCGAUGUCGACAAACUCGCCUCCGAGGUGUCUGCACUGGAGACGGUCGUAUCCAAAGGCGGAAGAGUCGCGGAGAAGGAUGUGGUGAACCUCAUCGAGAUGCUCAUGACUCAUCUGGUCAAACUGGAUGGCGUCGUCGCCGACGGCGAUCUGAAGCUGCAGAAAAGAAUGCAGGCAAAAUUACUUGAGGGUGUUCUUUUCUUCGGGAUGGUUUGCAGGAGAGGAGAAUUCAGAGGCAUGUGGAGACUCUGGACGUGCUCAAGAUCAAGAAUGCGAUGCCGAGGGCGGCCGAUGAGAAAAUGCCGGAACGGCAGCCGCAGGCGAAGAAGCGCGCGCCGCCGUCGGCGGUGGUGACGACGAAAUGGGAGGGGUUUGAUUCACUGUUCUCGCCGGCCGCCGCCUCGACGGCAACUUCGGCCGCCACCACGGCCUCCGCCGGCUCCACCGUGUCAUCCGCUCCCACCCCAAAGUUCGAUUGGGAAUUAUUUUGAGUAUAGGUGGUUAGAUAGAUACGAAUAAUCUGGUCGGGAAACUUCGCCCGGUGUUAGGUGGAUGGACGGUGUCGUAUAUGUUUGGGUUUGGUUGGUCUCUCUGUUUUUUUUCCCUUUAUAUUUUAAUUUUUUUAUUUUUAUUUUUUUGGGUCUUUUUUAUAAAAAAAUAGGCUUCCUCUGCUAUUCUUUUAUUCGUGUAUAUCUAGAAUGUAGAGGAGGUUCUGGGUCUGUAAAAACUCCUCCAUUGGGGAUCGAUGUUAGAAAUAAAUGAGUUUAUGUUAUGAUGGAAA
This is a messenger RNA of Phoenix dactylifera (date palm), 1614 nucleotides long. Its product is annotated as BAG family molecular chaperone regulator 2-like. Gene Ontology annotation, biological process: protein stabilization. Lineage: Eukaryota; Viridiplantae; Streptophyta; Magnoliopsida; Arecales; Arecaceae. The record is from RefSeq and is a predicted model, not a curated record. Gene Ontology annotation, molecular function: adenyl-nucleotide exchange factor activity; protein-folding chaperone binding. Gene Ontology annotation, cellular component: cytoplasm.